CUGUUGCGACAUCCAGACAGAACCAAGCCUUUCGUGAUGAUUCCGCAUGCCAACCCGUGGGCGGCGUGUGCUGUUUUGGGCCAGGAGCAUGAAGGACUCAUACACCCAAAAGAUGAGGAUGGCCUUGCGGCCAUCAUUGGGUCUGGUAUUACUCCCAGGGAACAUCUAGAUGAAGUUGCGGAGACCACGAUUCCUGCCAAGGAGCAUCUGAAAGUGAUGCCACCAGUGAGUCUGGAAAUGUUGGAAGCAGACUACCAAGGCUACGUUCUGAGUGUGACAGUCAACGAUGCUGAAUACCAUGGUGUGAUUCUGGGACUGAAGCUCGUUAUGAAGUAUGAUGUCAAGGAGCUUGUGGCAGUCGAUGAUUCCCGAAUCGUCGUCCAACAGGUUCAGGGUCUGAUUAAUUGCAACCAGCCCAACUUGCUACGACGCUUAGCUGAGUACGAGGAUCCCAGGAAGAAUUUUGUGUCGGUUAAACAGAUUCACGUUAAACGUGAGUUUAACCAAGCGACCGACUACCUGACCUCUAAGACCCUCGUGCUUAGAGAAUCCUGGGAGCUCGAUGACCCUGAUGAGAUAGUGCAUCUACGCCUCGUAUCCAGAAUUCCUGAAAAGAUCAUGAAGCCUUCGGAAAUCCUAGGCACCCCUGUGACCGAUGUGGUUCGCUCGGACCAAGUCGAACUUGGAGCGGAUAGCUCUGAUGCUGGAAUACCGGAGUCUCUAGCUACCGCGGCUGAGGCAUUGAUGGUGAUGACGAGGUCACGAGUGGAAGCGGAUGCAAGUACUCGGACUCCUGUAGACCAGUCUGGAUACCAAGAUGAACGUUGGAGGAGAAUCAACGUUCACCAAGACAAAGACUUGUGGAUCCAGCAAAUGAAGAAGGUCCUAAAAGGAGAGAUGUCAGAUCUUCCACGGAACCAGGUAAAGAAGAUUGCGAUGAUCUCUGAUCAGUUUGUGUUAGAUUCGCGAGAAGUCCUCUACAGGCUGAGUACACCCACUCCUGAGAGACCUCGCAACAAAUAG
Phytophthora megakarya is the source of this 1023-nucleotide messenger RNA. The record is from the annotation of a GenBank genome assembly. Lineage: Eukaryota; Oomycota; Peronosporomycetes; Peronosporales; Peronosporaceae.